Leucoraja erinaceus (little skate) is the source of this 12388-nucleotide messenger RNA. Its product is annotated as F-actin-monooxygenase MICAL3-like. Lineage: Eukaryota; Metazoa; Chordata; Chondrichthyes; Rajiformes; Rajidae. The record is from RefSeq and is a predicted model, not a curated record. The transcript has 39 exons. Gene Ontology annotation, molecular function: protein binding; FAD binding. Bases 167 to 6355 code for a protein of 2062 amino acids.
UCAGAAUAGUCUGAUCGCAAGCAGCUUACUGAGGAUCUUCUCAGGGGAGAGUACAGUAACCAACCCAAGAGCCAGCUGAUCAUGGGUUCAUAAUGAGGGAAACCAUCAGCUGAAGAGGAAGAAAUAAUUAAUCCAGCCCACCAUCUCAGGAGAGUCACCUGCCACCAUGGGGGACCAAGAAGUUUCAACCAUCGAGCAAGCACACAUACUGUUUGACCAGUUUGUCCAGGCAACUACAUGCAAGGGCACUUUCAAAGGCUUCCUGGAGCUGUGCGAAUACCUGGGCCUCUCCAACGUCGACUUCCCCUACUUCUACACCAAGCUCAAGACCAAACUCAAUUACUGGAAAGCAAAAGCACUCUUUGCAAAGAUAGACAAGCGAGGCAGUCACAAGGAUUACAAGAAGAACACAGCCUGUGCCAAUACAAAGUGUCUGGUAAUCGGUGCGGGGCCCUGUGGCCUACGCACGGCCAUCGAGCUCAUGUUCCUCGGAGCUAAAGUCAUCGUCGUGGAAAAGCGCGACACCUUCUCUAGGAACAACGUCCUGCACUUAUGGCCGUACACGAUUCAGGACCUGCGGAACCUUGGGGCGAAGAAGAUCUACGGGAAGUUCUGCGCUGGGGCCAUUGACCAUAUCAGUAUCCGUCAACUCCAGCUCGUCCUGUUGAAGAUUGCCUUGAUCCUGGGGACGGAAAUUCAUCUAAACGUGGAGUUCCGUGGGCUGCUUCCACCCAGGGGCCAUAAAAACCCUCACGCUGGAUGGAGAGCAGACAUUGACCCUCCAACCAACAAAGUGGCACAGUUUGAGUUUGAAGUCGUGAUUGGUGCUGAUGGGCGAAGGAACACACUGGAAGGGUUUCGCCGGAAGGAGUUCCGCGGGAAGCUGGCGAUCGCCAUCACUGCCAACUUCAUCAACCGGCACACACGGGAUGAGGCCCGGGUGGAGGAGAUCAGCGGCGUGGCCUUCAUCUUCAAUCAAAAGUUUUUCCGAGACCUGCGGGAAGCAACAGGUGUAAAUUUGGAAAACAUAGUUUACUAUAAAGAUGACACACACUACUUCGUCAUGACUGCAAAGAAGCCGAGUUUGCUGGAGAAAGGAGUGAUUCUGCAGGAUUUUGCUGACACGGAGAAGUUGCUGUCCCGGAAUAACGUCAAUCAGGAGGCACUGCUGAACUAUGCGAGGGAGGCGGCAGACUUCUCCACCCAUCGCCUACUGCCACAGAUGGACUUUGCCAUGAAUCAUUACGGCCAACCUGACGUGGCCAUGUUUGAUUUCACAUGCAUGUACGCGUCAGAGAACGCCUCGUUGAUACGGGAGGAGAGCGGGAAGCGUUUGCUGGUCUCCCUCGUUGGUGACAGUCUGUUGGAGCCCUUUUGGCCCAUGGGAACUGGGAUUGCUCGUGGAUUUCUGGCAGCGUUUGAUGCUGCCUGGAUGGUGCGAGCCUGGUCACAGGGAAUUCCUCCACUCAAAGUGCUGGCAGAAAGGGAGAGCAUUUACAGAUUACUGCCUCAGACCACGCCGCAGAAUAUCAUCAAGGACCACAAUGCGUACAGCAUUGAUCCCAUCACCCGAUACCCCAAGGUCAAUAUCCACAUUGUGGACCCCAAUCAGGUACGGCGCUUGUGGAUCACAGCCGAUCAAAAGCUUAUUGCAGCACCCGAACCUCCAGAAAUUUCAAAGUCACCACGCACGAAGCAGAGCACCGAAACCUUGGCACGGUCAAAUGUGUUGCUCGCCUGGUGCCAGAAGCAAACGCAGGGCUACAAGAAUGUCAACGUGGUUGACCUGACGGCAUCGUGGAAGAGCGGACUGGCGCUCUGUGCCAUCAUCCAUCGAUACCGCCCAGACCUGAUCGACUUUCAGCAGCUGAAUGAGAGGAACGUGGAGAGCAAUAACCAGCUGGCAUUCGACAUUGCCGAGCGUGAAUUUGGGAUUUCGCCCAUAAUGACGGGGAAGGAGAUGGCAUCCGUGGGUGAACCGGACAAACUGAGCAUGGUGAUGUACCUGCUGCAGUUCUACGAGAUGCUCAAGGACAUCUCUCCUGAUGAAUACCUGCUGGGAUUUCACUCGUCCACCAUUGGGGUUACCACAAAAUCGCCCAUCUCGUUCCUCACCAGGCUGGGACAGAAUAUCACACGAAAACGGAUGCCAAAGGAGGAUCGACUCGCACACCCGAGUGGAAAUGUCAAAACCUUGACUGACAAGAUCUUGUCCAAAUCUGAGAUUAACACUGCCGGACUGUGCCAAGGAGUGAAGAGACAGCGGCCAAACCUCUCAUCGCAGGAGCAUCCGUACAGCAGACAAAGAGAAGCAACACCACAUGCUGCUGUUCCUCAAUGGAAGCAGGGAAGAGACAUGCGGCAAUUGCAAGUGUGUCCCAAGAUGAUUGUAAUGCUUCCCUGGCCUGUUCCUGGCCCCUUACGAUGCAGACAGGUGCAGGUUCAGUCAGCAGGUACACAGCUGAUCACAGGCCAGAACCCUGUGGCUCCCCCUGCACCACCACUCAGUGAUCCCCACCAGCGGAGUGUCGACGGGUUCACAGGGGGAGUGAGUGGACUGUCUGAGCAGAUAGCCAGAAAGCUUCAGCAGCAAAUUCAGCCUGUGCGCCCUGUGGACAGGAAAGAGUGGCACUCAACGAAGCGGAAAGAGUUCUCCUCAGAGUUCGGCGGCAGUGAUGUCUGCUAUUUCUGUGGGAAGCGUGUCUACGUGAUGGAGCGGUUGAGUGCUGAAGGGAAGUUCUUCCAUCGCGGCUGCUUCAAGUGCGACUACUGCUGCGAGACCCUCCGCCUCUCCACCUACGCCUUUAACCCAGAGAAUGGAAAAUUCUACUGUAAGCCUCAUUUCCGGCAGGCAGGGCGAGAGGCCAGAAAGAGACCAGCAACACCUCCAGCAAGAGCCCAGGAGAAGGUGUUUGCUCCUCCACUGCCUACCCUGACCCCGGAUGGACAACCUAUCCCCAAGGAACCGUACAUUGUGGGAGCCACAGAGCCCUGGCAGGCAAAGCGUCUGCGCGGCACUCCAGAGAGGAUCGAGCUGGAGAACAUCCGAGUGUCCCUGGAGCGGGAGGAAGAUCUGCAGGAGGUGCCGGAGGAGACACUUGCUGAGCACAAUCUGAGCAGCGCUUUGCACCAAACCAGCCAAGAGCCCGGCAGCAGUUGCAGCAGCUCUGAGUACGAAAUGGAGGAGGACGAGGAGGAGGAGGAGGAGGAAGAAGAUGAGGAGGACAAGGAGGAUAAGAGGGAUGAGGAAGAUAUGUUGUCUCCCUCAGUGGACGGAGUACCAUGGAGAAAAGCAGCGGAGGCCCAGCAGUUGCUGAAGAAAAAUUCAGAGGAAGACAGUGAGGCAGAGAGCGAGGAUGAGGGACAUUCACAAUCGAGUUACGAGGGCGAGUACUGCCCCUGGGAGAAGGAGCUCCAGUUUGGGCUCUGGGUCCAUCAGCUGUCUGAUGAAGAGGACAACCAUGUGUUCAGAGCUUCGAGCCUGAGGGUGCGUCAGCUCGUCAGCCCCAUUGAUCCGCUGGAAAUCAAGGCGGACGUGCACUGGACACACAUCACGGGCCAGGAAGGGGCAAUCCUUCCAGCAGCCCCAGACCCAGAAGCCUCUGAUGUUCCCCCAUUUCGGAAUGAAGCAGUUCGAGCAUGGUUGGACACCCUGUCUGGAGAAAAGCAGAUGAAGGAGGAGUUGAGCCCAGAUGAGGAGGAGGGCAGUUCAUCAUUGGAGGAUGAUAUUGCAUCUGAUGCAGAAGCAGAGAACCGGUUGGUCUCAUACACACACGAGCUGGAGCAAUUAGUGCGAGAAAAGGAAGAGGCUUGUGGUGAGGUUGGAUCUCCAAAUGGAUCCAUACCAACACACCAAGUGCUUUCAGAGAACAGAGCAGAUCUUCAGGUACCUUCUGUCAACUCGAGGAGAGAACAACCAGAGAUCGAUAAACACAGUCCUUCCACAAAACUAUUUUCAUCGGAAAGGAGAGGUGAGCAGUCGCAGGAAAAGCCCAGCUCUCUUUCCACGCUCUCUCCAGUACGGCAGCAGUCUCUGUUCUUCCCAGAAAUGUCUUUGCCCUGUUCACCAGUGGAAUGCAAGCCAGCAGCCACCCCUCCUGCCAUCUGCUGCCAGCCCCUGACAUCGCCCCCAGCAGGCAGCCCCGUCACUGCCAAGUCCCCGGUGAAGUCGCAGCCACUCUCCUUAGUCCAGACCUCCACCCCCAUCACCGAACCCGGCAGGGAGUGGCUACGCGGUGGAGGGAUCAAGGCAAAGGGCCCUCUGCAGGGGGUGGACAAACCGGCCAGGAAAGACCCUGUGGACGAGUUCUGGCUGAGGAGCAAUGAGAUGAGGAGAAAUCUGGGAGUCAGUGCUCUGGAGAGAACCAGCGGCUCGGAAACCAGCUUCACCUUGUCCACCACGGGGUCGGCAUCCCCUCAGUCCUUCACGCCGGAGGAGAUGUUUGACGAAUGCACAUCCAGCCCCCAGCCACUCUCGGGGACGCCCACCGCACCCAUGGUGGGAGGGCAGCUGGUUCCAUCCCCCACCCUCAGCCCAUCCAUCGGGCUGGAUCCCAAGACCUCAGACAGUGGGCAAAGGGACCUGACCAGCACCUCGGGGCUGGGCCUGAAUGGGAGCAUGAGCAACACCAGGACUGCUGCCAGUGAGAGCCUCAACAACUCGGACACUAUGUUAACACCUCCCUCCAGCCCGCCCCCACCUCCCCCUGCUGGCGAGGAGCCCGCCACCCUCCGCCGGAAGAAGCAGCAGGGCCCCAGGACACGGCCUGCUGAGCAAGGCCCUGCUGCCCAGCCCGCCUCAGGCUCGCAGUCGGCAGGCGUGAGGAAGUCGCUGGUGGAGAGCCUGGAUGAGAUUCCCUUUGCGGACGACGUUGAGGACACGUACGAUGACCGGACGCCCGACGCCAGCAUCCAGGAGCGGUUCUACACGCCGGCCGGCAGCCUGGAGAAACCCGGGCAGCUGAACCUGGCCCCCGUCAAAGACACGCUGCCCCCGAGUGGGAAACGGCGGCCCCUCACCCAGAUCUCCCCCGAGGCCAAGGAGAUCGCCAAAGAGAGGAUGAGGGCCCGCGAGAAGUCAGUCAAGAGCCAGGCGCUCCGAGAUGCCAUGGCCAAGGAGCUGAGGAAGAUGAAGGAAAUGGAAGCGGCAGAAGGGUCCCCAGCCCGUCCUCCGAUAGCCCAGGUGGCCGAGGCGCCGGUUCCCCUUGCUGCCAAGUUAAUCGAUGGGGACCCGCCGCAGCAGGAGGUGGUGGUGGAGAAGCCGUUACCUAUACCGGCACCGGCACAGGACCUCAGUCUGGAGGGAUCAGGAGCCUCCUCCGAGGGUUCUGCCAGCAAGAACAAGAAGAGAACCUCCCUCUUCUCCCCCCGCAAAAGCAAAAAGGAGAAAAAGUCCAAGACUGAGAGCAGCCUGACCGAGGAGAGCACCAAGCCCAGGUCCAUCUGGAAAUCCGUCUUCUCCAGUUACCGGAGGGACAGAAAGAAGAAGGAGGAGAAGACUUGCCCCAGCACCCCGUCCAGCGGUAACACCGUCAACUCCAGCACCAGGCGCAGCACUGACAUCCUCCGCACCGCAGUCGGACUCCAAUUCCGUCAACACCUGAGUUUCUCGGAGGAUUCGGACUUGUCCAGUGACGAUAUACUUGAGAGGACCUCACAGCGCUCCAGGCGAGAGAAACCCUACAGUGAAGAGGAGCUCAACUCCAAACUGACUCGGAGGGUACAGAAGGCAGCCCGGAGACAAGCCAAGCAGGAAGAGCUGAAGAGGUUACACAGAGCACAGAUCAUUCAGCGGCAGCUGGAGCAGGUGGAGGAGAAGCAGCGACAGCUGGAGGAGCGGGGAGUGGCCGUGGAGAAGGCUCUCCGGGGAGAAGCAGACUAUUGGGGAGAGUCUAGUUACAGUGAAAUCCUCGACUUGCAUCUGGGUGUUGAGGCCCUUGUUGGAGCUCCGCGGCGAAGACCUCUUUCCUUCUGCCACUGCUGUACCCACGACAGAGGAAUGGGAAAGAAAGAUGACCCUCGCCUGAUGCAGGAAUGGUUUAAGCUGGUGCAGGAGAAGAACAGCUUGGUACGCUACGAGUCAGAGCUGAUGAUCUUUGCCCGUGAGCUGGAGCUGGAAGAUUGUCAGAGCAGGCUACAGCAGGAGCUCCGGGAACGCAUGGCCAUUGAUGACAAUCUGAAGAACAGCGAGGAGCUGCUGGAGGAGAAGCGGAUCCUGAACGAGAUGCUGGAUGUGGUGGAGCAGCGGGACGCGCUGGUGGCUCUGCUCGAGGAGCAGCGGCUCCGCGAGAAGGAGGAGGACAAGGACCUGGAGGCGGUGAUGCUGACCAAGAGCUACAACCUGAACUGGUCAUAGACAGUCCACCUGUGGCCGCAGUCACUGAGUGCUGGGCAUCAGCAGCCGGCAGGGAAGGCAAGAGAGGCUGUCUUGCAAAUGGCUGGUGGAACAAACCCCUGCAGCCUUUCCACUGCCGUGUACACCGCAGAAUACUACUUGUGCUGUGUUCCCAGGUGUUAGCCACACAUGAUCCCACCUGACCCAAGGGCAACUUCAGAUAUUGGCCAGAUUUACAGUAUAGGGCAGGUGUUCAGAGGAUAAGGAACACAGGAAUUUGGGGUGCUGAGUUAUUUCAUCAGAUUCGUAGAAACUGAUUCUUUUUGGUGAGGGAACAGUAGAACUGAACGGCACCGGAGCUCGAGAGAGAGAGAGAGAGAGAGCCCUUGAGUGAGUAUAGACCUGGUUCAGUCCACCAAUUCUUCCUCCAUGCGCAUCAGAAAUAGAUACGCUGCACCCUGAGGUGGAGGCUUGCUCCUCUUGUUUACCCAGUCCAGAGGGGCAGCUGCCCUUCACAAGCCGGCCCAUAGGUAUUUAUGCAGCUUGCUGCCGCUGAUCUGGGAGCUUGAAGUACUGAGCACAGAGUGAGCCACUCCCAGCUGCUGUAGGAUCCAGUUACCUUUCCUUUGGGGAGGGUGAGCCGUGUGUGAUAGAACACACGCAGGAGCAAAAAAACAUUUAAAUGCCAUGACGCAAGUAAAGGGAGGGGGAAUAUACCAGUGGUGGGGCAUUCAAUGGAGUCCAGCGACCUGCCACCAUUUAACAAGCACAGGGCAGCUUACCCUGUUCCCACCUGUUCACUUACACGCUGUACUCCUUCCAACUCUAAUUUAGUUCACUUGAACAUUGUACCUCCUAAAACUCCUCAUGGUCACAUUUACACAUCCCACUUGCUCCCAUUUGCAUCCCAAAGGCUUUUCACUGUAUCUCGGUACAUGUGACAAUAAACUAAACUAAACUAAACUCCAGUAAAUACAACACAGAUCGCUCCAGUAAAGACAACAUCGUCCACUCCAGUAUACACAAUCUAGCCCAGUGCGAAGGGGAUUCGGAAGAAAUCCCAGCAAUACCUAGCAAUGGGAUGCCCCCUUGAAAGAAAUGUUUAAGAGGAGGUUGGAUGGGCCUUUCAAAUCAAAGGGUACAGGUCAUGCUGAUUUAGAUAAGUAAAGGUGAAUGGAGUGGUGCAAAGUGACAUCUGAGCGGCCAGUUUCUGUGCCAUAGUUCCAGAAUGUAGCUCCCAUCAUUGCACCAUGACAAACGCGCACAUCACUGCACACUCACGUUCUGUAUCUUACCAGAUCUAACCCUUCAUAUUUACACACGUGCACGCACCCAUCCCAUCCAUCGCAACAUCACCAUCACACCAUGUACCCAUGCACUCCCAACACCAAUGAGGAAAUUAUUUAAGAGCUACCUUUUCUCUCAUGUGAGGACCAGAAAUGGACACGGUGCGGCACGUGUGGUCCAGUUAGCAUGUUACAGUCUUUGCAAGAUCUCGGCUCUCGUAGUCUGCAUUUUGACCAAUAACAGCAAGUAUCCCAGAUGUCUCAUUAACCAUUAUCUACCAUAUCUGGGACUUUCAGAUCCAACGGAACGUACACUCCAAACCCCUGCUGGAGCGAUAUUUCCCACUAUCCUCUUGCUUGGUUGUGUCUGCCUUCCCCAAAUGCAUGAUAUUAUCCAUCUCCAUAUAACAUUGCCUGUCUGACCAGACUGGUGAUUUCUUUGUUGGUUGUGACUUUCUUCUUCACCGUUAGUCACGUGGCCACGGUUUACAUUACUGCAAUCGCUUUACCAUAUUACCCAGAGUUAAGUCCAAAUCAUUGAUACACAGCGACCAUUGAGCCUUCUGGUCUCAACUGCAAACAGCCUCCCAUUCACCAAUGACCAAUAAUAGCUUUAGUUUUCUCCCUCAGAGUAGGAGUGCAGAUUGGCAGUCUCCCUUGAAUCCCAUAGGUUUUAUUUUCUUCCCAUGGGAUGGGAUGUGGUCAAAGGUUUUGCUGAAAUCCAUGUAUGUACUUAGAUGCCAUCAUCACCCCCUUCUCAAAAAAUAUCUAAUUUGUCUUCCUCAGCCUUCCCAAACAAAUCUAUGUUGGCCAUCCUUGAUUAAACCAUGAUGAUUCAUCAUUUCCCACACUGAUCUCAGACCUGGCUGAAGUAAUAACUUGCUCUCUUCCCUACCUUCCUUUUCUAAAACAAUGCCAUUCUGGUGACCCUCCACUUAUUUUACAGCUGCUCCGAGGGAGGGCUGGAAAUUGUCCAUGUCGACCUGCUUGGACACCAAGUGUAUUGCAUCCAACUCCCCACCCUUGAACAGGCACCCUUCCUUCUCCAUCACGCUCCACCCACCCUGCCAUCACUUCCUUCCAGAUGAGUCACCAGCUCCUGUAUCGACUUCUACCUGUCGCUUUGUUCUUGUAAAUCAAUGAACUUUAGAAAUCACAGGUUUUUCCUCCCGUCCCGCACGUCACAAGCAUCCAACCAUGCCCAACAUUUAUUUCCUUAUCUCUGCAACCUUUCCCAGCCAUUCUGCAUUUCCCCCACCACAAUCUCAUAUGCUUAUAUACUAACCAUGUCCCGCUCUGCGCAUUAUUCUGCCCCUAUACACUGCAUCAGUUUAUCAUUCCUACUCGGGAUAUGCACGGCUCCUAUCAUUGCCCACGCCUAGUUGCGCUAAAGAAGUAGUGAGUGAGUCGCUUUCUAUUGAAAGAACUCUCAGGGUGCUACUUAGGUAGGGAAUUCCAAGACAUUGAUUCAACAAUGAUGAAGGAACAGUGAAGCCACUCCAAGCCGGGACAAUUGCAGAGAGAUUGUAUAUUUAAGCACUGAUCCUGUCAGGUAACCUUUCAGUUUUAUUUCAGCGUGAGACUGCAUCAGCAUUGGGCUGGUGGUGUUCCCAUGCAUCUGCUUCCCAUUCCCGUGGCCAUAGCUGUCGCAGAAGUGUGGCAAGGAACUGCAGUGCAUCCUGUUGCUAGUCAACAAGGUACCUCUCUAAGGUACUGGAGGGCAGCUGGUAAUUUAAACUAACACGCAAACAUCCUUUACUGCACUGCUUGUGCAAGGAAUUAAUGUUUGGGGUGGUGCUUGAGGAGCUAACCAUGCUUUGUCCUGAAUGUUGAACUUGUAACAGCACUCGUACAGGCAGGUGGACAGUAUUCCAUCCCACUCCUGGCUUGCCUCAGGGACUGAGAAAACACUUUGGAAGUCAGGAAGUGAGUCAUCCACAGCUAGACACACAAUGUCCGACCAGCUCCUCUCAUGGACACCAUAUUCAUGUACAUGGUCUAAUUUCUGGUUCAAAGACAAUGCCCAGGGUAUGGAUGGUGGAGAUUCAGUAAUGGGAAUGCUAUCAAAUGUCAAUAGGGGGUUGCUAGAGCCUCACUUGUUGAGAUAAUCAUUGUCUGGUACUUGUGAGGUGCAAAUGUUACUUGGCACUUACCAGCCUGUGCCUGAAUAUUGUCCAGGUCUUGCUGCAUGUAGACAUGGAUUGCUUCAGUACCGAAUUUCCAUUGCAAAUGGAACUGAAGACUGUGUGCAUGGGUUCCCGUGUGUGUGGGUGGGUGGGUGUGUGUGUGUUUCAUUGUGUCUCAGCUCUCUUUCAAUGUGGUCAGGGUGACAACAGUUUGGACCUGUGGUUUAACACAGUAUUAUGUACAGUUGAGUGUGUGGGUGUGUGUAUGAUGCGGCACAGAGGGGUACAAAUAUAUUUAAGAAUGAAAUCCUGUGGAAUGUAAUUCCAGAGGUCAGGUUUGAAGAUUGUUUCUGUGACUUUGUGGCUACGCUCAAACUGGAGUCUGAGUCAGACGGAGAGCAAGAUGCAGCCCAGGGGCUGGAGAGAAGGCCCUGCCUACUGACAGCCUCUCUGGGAGAAGAUUUAUAGGCCGAGUUGGUCUGUGAAUCAGGUCAGUUCCCAAUGGGAACGUGAUUUAAUGUGAUUGUACAGUGUGCUUUAUACAUUUAAAAUACAUCCCUUUCAUUCGGUUUUGCAUGCUGAACCCUCACUGGGACAACGUUCCCAGCUCGGGCUUGCUCCUGUAGUUAUAGAGUUGUACGGCACGGAAAUGAGUCCUUCGGCCCGUCAUGUUCAUGCCGAUCUUUUUUGCCCAACUACGUUAAUUUGCCUGCAUUGGAACUGUCUCAAUGCUUCUUAAACGUAGUGACUGUAUCUUGCAGCCUGCUAUGUCAGUGCUGGGUUCCCUUGCAGGGAUCAAGCAGUGAGACCUGGGUAUGCUGGAGGAACCCGGCCCCACGGUCCCACCCCCCCCCCCCCCCCCCCCCCCCCCCCCAUUUCUCUCCAUGACACUCCGCUCUCACGCCUCCCUCUAACACAUCACACUCCUUCAAGAGCUUCAGCUGGUUGGCAAAGCCCUGUGCCAACUGUGACAAUUACAAUUUAUGAGAAAUCCACAUGAAGAAUUUAAAAAAACAACAUUAUUACAAUCUUAUAUGAAACUAACACUGAAACCAUUCAGUUCCUGUCUCCUAUGUCUCAGAGAGUCAUACAGCAUGGAAACAGACCAUUGACCCACUGAGAGCAUUGACCAUCAACCACCCAUUUCCAUUAAUCCCACUUUUUAAAAUUCUCACAUUCCCAAAACCUCCCCCAGUUUCUACCACUCACCUGCACGCACGGCAAUUUACAGCCCGGUGGUGCAGCGAUCGAGUUGCUGCCUUACAAUGCUUGCAGCGCCAGACACGGGAUCUAUCCUGACUACGGGUGCUGUCUGUACAGAGUUUGUACGUUCUCCCAGUGACCUGCGUGGUUUUCUCUGAGAUCUUCAGUUUCCUCCCACACUCCAAGGACGUACAGGUUUGUAGGUUAAUUGGUUUGGUGUAUGUGUAAAUUGUUUCUAGUGUGUGUAGGAUAGUGUUAGUGUGAGGGGAUCAAUGGUCGGCACGGACACAGUGGGCCGAAGGGCCUGUUUCCACUCUGUAUCUCUAAACUAAACUAGUCUAUUCACCCAGCAACUUGUACAUCCUGAGGACGUGGGCGGAGCACCCGGAGAAAACCCAUGCGGUCACAGGAAGAGUGAACAAGUUCACCUCCUCUUCCAACCUCAUCUAUUGCAUCCGCUGCUCUAGGUGUCAACUGCUCUACAUUGGUGAGACCAAGCACAGGUUUGGCCAUUCCUUCGCUCAACACCUCCGCACAGUCCGCAUUAACCAACCUGAUCUCCCGGUGGCUCAGCACUUCAACUCCCCCUCGCAUUCCGAAUCCGACUUUUCUGUCCUGGGCUUCCUCCGUGGCCAUAGUGAGUCCCACCACAAAUUGGAGGAGCAGCACCUCAUAUUUUGCUUGGGUAGUUUACACCCCAGCGGUAUGAACAUUGACUUCAGGUGGUGCUUGCUUUCUCCCUCCUUCCCCUCCCCUUCCCGGCUCUCCCACAACCAUGUCCAUCUGUCUCUCUAUCCGCCUUCCUGUUGUUCACACUCCCUCUUCUCACAACCCCAUACUUUACUGUCUCUGAAGCCAUUCAAUCUUUUCUCUCCCUUAAUUCCACAUUGUGCAGUCUUUAAACUCCCUCCAUCCCAGUCUGUACACACACUAUCUAAAUCCCCACCAUCGCAUCUCCCCGUUUUUCAUUGUAUCUGUAUCUCAGCAUACUUGUGCAUAUGACAAUAAACUACUCAAGUCUUCUUACACUGAGUUCUCCCCCUUCCUUCCAAUCCCACAUUGUACCUUUGUUUUAAACCCACUCCAUUCUGCACUCACACUGAACAUUCUUAGCUCCAGACCAGCAUGUAAUCUCCCUGUGUAGCUGCGUGCUGUCGCACACUCAGAGGGAUACACACUAGGGCUACAGAACCGGACAGGAGUGGAUCAUUAUCUUUCAUCUGCUGUGGAUUGAACACACAGGCUUCCUCUGAAGGACUCCAGUUUGCGGUGUUGGGGCGAUUCCAGUGUAGAAUUUACUCCACAGAAUGUAAAUAUGCCACUUAUUAUUCUGUGACAGGCUACAUACUGAGAUGUGCUUUGGUAUCAUUUGCACUCACUUGGAUAAUAAUUAUCGUUCUCAAUGUGUGAUGGUGGAAUAAAGUUAUUUAUUAACACUU